Carassius gibelio (silver crucian carp) is the source of this 3384-nucleotide messenger RNA. Its product is annotated as coronin-1B. Gene Ontology annotation, molecular function: actin filament binding. The coding region runs from base 452 to 1951 and encodes 499 amino acids. The record is from RefSeq and is a predicted model, not a curated record. NCBI's taxonomy places the organism in Eukaryota, Metazoa, Chordata, Actinopteri, Cypriniformes, Cyprinidae. The transcript is spliced from 12 exons. Gene Ontology annotation, biological process: actin filament organization; cell migration.
GGAUUUUGACUGUUCACCAUGGCGAGCUUCACACAUCGCAGCUCUUAAUUCUAGGCACAUUUUCUGAGGAAUUUAACACGCAUCGUCUUUUCUCCUUCACUGGAGUCGACGUUCUUCCUGAUUUAUUUUAACUUCCUCAACUGUACAGUUUUGUUCAAAAGCUUUGUUCAUCUUUUGAAAUAUACAAUUGUGCAUUUGUUUUCCCCUGAUAAUAUGGAUUAAUUUAUUUGUCGAUGCCUGCUAAAAUUGCCUGGACGCGUUUGUUCCACCUGACAUUGCAGAACGACACACUGCAAGGAUUAGUCUAGUUUCUAAAGAUCACUGCUUUUUUUAUAGAUCAUAUUUACCGGAAUCGCUUUAUUCACUUUAGCUGGUGUUUCUAAGAAAAGGAACGGGGAAGAAAGGAAAGAAGGAAACCCUCAAGCAGAGCUUACUGGGAGCUAGUCCAGCCAUGUCCUUCAGGAGGGGUGUCGUCAGGCAGAGUAAGUUCAGGCAUGUGUUUGCCCAGGCUUGGAAGGCUGAGCAUUGCCUUGAUGAUGUCAGAGUAUCACGCGUGACAUGGGACGGUCCACUGUGUGCUGCCAAUCCCAAGUUCAUUGCUGUUGUCAUUGAGGCCGGAGGAGGCGGAGCCUUUCUUGUGCUCCCGCUCGCCAAGAGCGGCCGAGUGGACCAGAACACCCCGACCGUGUGCGGUCACGCUGCUCCGGUGCUGGAUGUGCAGUGGUGCCCACAUGAUGACAAUGUUAUUGCCAGUGCAUCAGAGGACUGCACUGUCAAGAUUUGGCAGAUUCCUGACGGAGGUCUUACAUCUCCCAUGUCUGAAGCAGCUGUGACUCUUGAGGGUCACAGUAAAAGAGUGGGCAUCCUGGCCUGGCACCCUUCUGCUCUCAAUAUCCUGUCGACUGCAGGGUGUGAUAAUGUCCUGUGUGUGUGGGACGUGGGCACCGGGGAGCUAGUGUACCAGCUGAGUGACGCCCAUCCAGACCUGAUAUACAGCGUGAGCUGGAACCGUGAGGGCAGCGUCCUGUGCACCACCUGUAAAGACAAAGCCUUACGAGUCAUUGAUCCCCGGCGUGGAACAGUUCUUAAGAUGCGGGAGAAGGUUCAUGAGGGCACCAGGCCGAUGCGGGCCGUGUUUCUGGCUGAUGGGAAAAUCCUGACAACUGGCUUCAGUCGCAUGAGCGAGAGACAGCUCGCCCUCUGGGACACGAGAGAUCUUUCUGAGCCAGUGGCCACUCAGGAAAUGGACACCAGUAACGGAGUUCUGCUUCCAUUCUAUGACCCAGACACCAACAUGGUUUACUUGUGCGGCAAGGGGGAUUGUACUAUUCGUUACUAUGAGGUGACAGAUGAGUCACCGUAUGUUCAUUUCCUGAGUCUGUACAGCAGUAAGGAACCGCAGAGAGGUGCUGGUUUCCUAAACAAACGAGGAGUAGAUGUCAACAAGUGUGAAAUAGCAAGGUUCUACAAACUGCACGAGAGGAAAGUUGAGCCAAUAUCUAUGACUGUGCCAAGGAAGUCUGACCUGUUUCAAGGGGAUCUGUACCCGGAUACGGCGGGAUUAGAACCCGCUCUACUGGCAGAAGACUGGAUAGCCGGACAGGACGCUCCUCCAGUCCUGGUUUCCCUCAGCGGGGGCUACACGGCUCCUCCAUCCAAAUGCAGCACACUCCAGGGUCGACCCAAAGUGCUCUCUCAGUCCAACACUAGUCCCACCGGCACUACUGAGCCACCAAACCCUAUGACAGUUGAGAUGGAGAGCGAGGGCUUGGGCCACGGACGAGGAGGAGGGGAUGUAGAUGGAGGAAUAGAGAGAGUAAAGAAAGAGGAGGACCAACUUUCUGAUAUCCUGACAGAGAUUCGGGCGUUGCGUGCUCUGGCUCUGGCUCAGGGUCACAGGAUCGACGUCCUGGAAAGGCAGCUCGCCCGUAUUGAGGAUGGAGAAGUGUGAAGGAAUCUUAAAACAUAUGACAACACACAGCCUUACCCAGAUUCAGAAGGCUUCACUGAAGGGCUAUGGGAAAUGUAGUUCCAUUAUUGUGGAAUAGAGAUACUAAGAAGUAAUUGAGCUUUGAGCUUUAUCAGUACACUUUGGUUUUUAAUGCACUGAAAUCCAAUAUCCUAAAUGCUGCUCAUUUUGUGCUUUUAAUAGGGCUGUUAAAUCAGGUACUUAAUACUGCUGAUUACAAAUUUUAAAGUCUAAAUUUGGAUGGGUCACUGUAUAAUAUUUUGUAGCCUGCAUUAAGAUGACAUUUAUAAACGCUUCUACUUGAUGAAAGUAGUUUAAAUCUUAAAACCUUCAGGAAAAAUACAAAUCCAACAUGCUGAACUGAUUCCUUUUUCACUAAAGUUUGAUGUUGUUUAUCAACAUGCGUACACUAACCAGCACUGUUCUUGGGUUUAGCUGCCCUCCACAGCUCCUCUCUUCCAUUUGUUUGUCUUAACACAUGUAGCAUUGAUUGUUGGAUGUUUUUAGAGUUUAAUAUGUGGAUAUGCGAGUAGCAUGUGAUGGAAACUGUACUUGGUGUUGAAGGAAUUUGUGUGCUAACAAUAUAAUGGAAUGAAGAGCUUGAAGGAUGAAAAGAUGUCCGUUUCACACCAAAAUCAGAACUAUAUAUAUAUAUAUAAUUUUUUUAAAAACAUGUAUUUGUACGUUUUGACAUGUCUUAAUUGAAUUCUGUUUAUUGCAAUCAAAAUUAUCUUCAGAUCUUUUGUUAAUUCAUGCUAUUCCAGAAUUAGUAGAUUUUUUUAUUAUUAUUAUUAUAUUCUCAUUACUGAAACAAUAAUAAUUUUUACCAUACUUCAGUUUUAUUUUUUAUUUUCUUUGCUGCAUUUAAACCAAAUUUAAGGUACAACAAAUACCACUAUGAUGUAUAAAUAGUUUUACAUUAUGGUAAUGCAAAAUUGCUUAUAUGCCAUAGAAAUGUCAUGAUUGUCAUAAAAAAUGAAUUACUCUUGAUUGUCUUUUUUCAAAAUCCAAUAAUUUUUAUCUUAUAUAAUUUAACACAACAUGUAAGAUUUUAAUAUUUUUUCCAUUUGUUUUUGGGGUGGCCUGGACAUGUUCUUUACAGGACUGCUAAGAUUCAUCCUGUACCUCGAUAAAUAAUUGUGCUUCAUUCCUGUUUGAUCUGAAAAAUUAUAGUAGAAUGAUGCGAUGUUGUUAGGCUAAGAUGGUGUUGUUUUUGUACUUGUUUUAUUUUUUAGUCUUAAUCAAGGGCACUACAAUCAGGGAUGACUCAAAUCGAGGGUCGACUCAUCCUCCUGUGUGAAUGAUUUUAAGUCUAGCUUUAUCAGUUGUAUAGGUUGUAAAUUAUCUAAGUAUCUAUUUACCUAAAAUCUAAAUACUGACUUAAUCUGUUCUUUUUAAUAAAUGACUUUCACUCA